Molecule: messenger RNA, 565 nt
Organism: Hibiscus syriacus
Lineage: Eukaryota; Viridiplantae; Streptophyta; Magnoliopsida; Malvales; Malvaceae
Product: 60S ribosomal protein L44
Exons: 4
Coding region: 92-409 (105 amino acids)
Biological process (GO): translation
Cellular component (GO): ribosome; cytosolic large ribosomal subunit
Molecular function (GO): structural constituent of ribosome
Source: RefSeq, a predicted model, not a curated record
AAGCUUAAAGCCACUAUAAACCCUAGAGUACACAUUUACUUUACCAUUCGCGAAGAGCUGCAGCUCGGCUUCACUCGAUUCAGCCGUAACCAUGGUGAAUGUGCCUAAGACCAAGAAGACUUACUGCAAGAGCAAGGAGUGCAGGAAGCACACUUUGCACAAGGUUACACAGUAUAAGAAGGGUAAGGAUAGUUUGGCUGCCCAAGGGAAACGUCGCUACGAUCGCAAACAAUCCGGUUACGGUGGACAGACCAAACCAGUGUUCCACAAGAAGGCAAAAACUACCAAGAAGAUUGUGCUGAGGCUGCAAUGCCAGGGUUGCAAGCAUGUUUCGCAGCAUCCGAUCAAGAGGUGCAAACACUUUGAGAUUGGUGGAGACAAGAAAGGGAAGGGAACGUCUCUUUUCUAGUUUUGUUUUUCUUGUUGCAUGUUUUGCUUUUUGUUUGCUUUGGUGGAAGAACUUUUAAUGAAUGCGGUAUGGAAUGUUUGGUGUAGUUUUGAUUUUAAUUUCUGAUUUUAUGAAAACGUUUAUGUGAUGUUCACAUUUAAUGGAAGUUUUGGUUCA